AUGGUCCCACAGUUGCUUCCCCCAGUGCGCGUCAACGGACACGUUCCUAGAGACACGCUCGGCACCGGUCGCGCCUCAUCCAGCGAUGUAGUGCUGACCGAUGUCCACGGUCCUCUGUCACUCCUGCUCGUUCCGGAUCCGCUCGACCCAACCAUCGCCACCCUCGUCCUAUCCAUCGGCUUCACAAACGCCAACAACCUUCAAGGCGCUUCGCGACGCUUCGUCCUGCCGUUCCGCUCCUUCCAGCGCGAUCCCGUCUCCGGCGAGCUUGUAUCGCGAUCCAAGGUCACAGGCUUCGACGCGGCUCACCGCCAGAUCUAUCCAGGCCUUGGCGCUGGUACCAAAGGUCUCGACGGCGGAAGCUUUUGGUUCUUCGAAGAUGUUGGAGAGGAAGGCGCUUUCGAUCGAUAUCGGUGGGAGAGAGAUGGAGUCGGUCGGCGCGCCAUCUGGACCGUGUGGCUCAUCAGCACCCCCUCUCCCGUAGUGCAGCAUUUGCAGGAUCUGCUUUGCUCUUAUCCAGCUCCAGCCCCUCCGCUGCCGCGCUGGCUUCAGGAGCGCAACGGAUUCCCCUGGCAAGAUCGCUACUUGGCUGUCGACAACGCAGUCAGUGCUGGCGAGCCUGACUCGACCUCUCAACGACCGCUGCCCUCAAUCCCUCUCGCUGCUCCAGAAGCGCUCAAAGAGGAGACUGCCGCACCACUCUCUUCGCCUGUCGCCAAGGAUGAAGCCAUUCCAAUCAUCGCACGAGGUCUGAAUCGCUCCGUCGUGCUUUCCGAAUACAGGAACAGCUUGGUCGCCGUCGACAACCUCACAGGUCAGAUCGCCGGCGUACUCGCAUCCAACAUCGAUCUGGAUCCUGAUGCCGCAGAGUCCAAUUUGGACGAGGCAAACACAGCUAGCAGCGAUGGAUUGGAGAGCGACGCGGACGGGGCGCAAGAAGCACAGACACCGCUCGAUGAGCACGUGCGUACCCUGCACGACAAGUGUCAAGAUACUGCGCUUGGCCUCGACGCCACCUCCCCUGUGCUGCCUCGCACCGAUAUUCUUCCGGGCGACAUCGACUACAACAAGGACCUGCCCACUCCACGCCCAAGCACCAUCGUCCAACGACCCGCAUCCGUGUAUCGCGACACGCCGGCCCCUGACUCUCGCCCACCCUCCAUCCUCGCAGACGACACCUUCAGCCCGCCACCCUUGCCACCCAAGCGCUCGACCUCUGUCUCUGCGGACGUACCCCUCUCACACCGCACGAGCACGACCUCAGCCUUCUUCAGCGUCGCAUCUGACGCCGGCGCGGCGAGCUACGACUCCGACGCCCUCGAAAUCCACCCACGCGACAUCACGCAUGCCAGUCUCAUCUCGAUUCGUGACCAAGCGGCGAGGGACGUCGAGAAGCAUCGGCCGGAGCUGCUGCGUGAUCUGCAGGUGGAUGACGGCGAGGAGGGCGAGGUGUUGGGCGCGGCUGGGAGCAGUGUUGAUGGGCCUGUGGCGAGGGUCUGGCGCAAAGCGGUGCAGGCAAAAAAGAGAUGGAGCAAGGCUGGUCCCGCCGCACAUGUCGAGGAUCAGCCGGAGCCGGUGGUGAGCCAGGUCUCAAUCCGCACAAGUAAAGCGGAGACGGCACUCGAGGCAUCCGUGGACGGUGAGAUCGCCUGUCAAAGCGAGUCGACGGUUGUUGCAGCGGCAACCGCUGAAGCUGACGGUCCGCCAACGAUCAAGGCCCGCUCGAGCAACCACCUCCCGCGCUCGACGCUGCGCACCGACCAAGUGCGGUGCAUCGAAGACGGCGUGUGGCGCGAAGCACUCGACAACGGCCACCUGCCCAUCGACGCGCCCUACACGCACCUCGCCGCUCGGGGCGGUUCCGCUCUCUACCCAUCCUCGAUCCUUUCGUUUCCGCGAUCCUUCGCAGACGGGUCGGCAAUCGAGCUGCUCUCUGCGGAAGACAAAGCGAGGAAAGCGCAAAAGGAGAAGCGCAAGCAGUCGCAGCGGGUGGAGAGGAUGAUGCAGGGCGGCACGGUGCUGAUCGAGUUUCUGGCGGGGUCGAGUCGGAUUGGUGCCAGCAUCAUUCGUAGUGCUGGUCUCAAUGCGGAUGCUGGCGAUCACGGUGCAAGCAAGCAGGUUGGGCCAACGGGCUUGUUGAGCUACGUGCCUGUGCUCCCGCAGCAUCUGCUCGCUUUCUUUGGCCUGUCGACGGCGAUCGACCGGUCUGAGACGGAGAAUAAAGUCGCUGACAGCUCUGAGAGCGCGAUUGCGCCGUUCUACUCUGCGUACCUGCCCAGUCUCGCCCUCCCUUCGAUGCCGGAUUGGUUGACGAGCCUGUUCAGCUUCACCGCCUCACCCUCAGCCGCGAUUGAAGCAGCAGACGACCCGUCCGACGCAGAAGAGUGGGAGUACGCCAUCCCGGAUUUCGACCCCAACUCGCUGGCUAGCACGCCGCGGCCAGUGUAUCGGCGCAAGCGACCGGUACCUUCUGCGAUGAACGGGUUUGCUAUCUCUGCGUCUGCUCCCUCGUCCAGCUCGAAAGCCGCCAACGAGGUGGACAAGAUGGCUGGAAAGCGGCAGGAAAGGGCGGAGGCGGCGGCGCAGAAUCGCUACUCGAUCGUCCACAUUGACAGCCUGGGCGUUGGGCGAAGAGCUUUUCUCAAAGGCAUGCCGGGCAUCGACGGGCUGCCAUUCUAA
This is a messenger RNA of Kalmanozyma brasiliensis GHG001, 2679 nucleotides long. RefSeq lists its product as uncharacterized. NCBI's taxonomy places the organism in Eukaryota, Fungi, Basidiomycota, Ustilaginomycetes, Ustilaginales. The record is from RefSeq and is a predicted model, not a curated record. The coding region runs from base 1 to 2679 and encodes 892 amino acids. The transcript has a single exon.